CUUCCAAACAAAUAUCAAUUUACUUUUUGAUCCACCGCUCGAUUUCCCCAAAUCACUUUCGCUUUGCAACAGAAAACACAGGAGAAAUCCAUUUUCUGCCCUGAAUCUCCCCUUAGUCAUCGGAAAAAUGGCGAGCUCUCUGCAACGGCUGGCGAGCCAAUCUAGCAAAGCCUAUCGAUCUUCCAUCACUACAUUAUGGAGAUCAUUCUCCACAGAAGACUCGUUGGUCGAAGUUAAACCCGGUGAGAUCGGUCUGGUAUCUGGUAUUCCCGAAGAACACCUUCAACGAAAGGUUUUGAUUUAUUCCCCUGCUCGAACAGCUACUCAACAAGGAUCAGGAAAGAUUGGGAAGUGGAAAAUCAAUUUCACGUCCACACAGAAAUGGGAAAAUCCGUUGAUGGGUUGGACGUCUACUGGAGACCCAUAUGCCAACGUUGGUGAUUCUGCACUAAGUUUUGACAGUGAAGAAGCUGCAAAAGCAUUUGCUGAACGGCAUGGUUGGGAAUACACGGUUAAGAAGCGCCAAACACCACUAUUGAAGGUAUGAGAUUCUUCUUCAAUUGACUUCAGUAUGCGCAAUCUGUAAACCAGUCAGGUCCCCUUUCCUUAAAAAGCACAAGCAUUUAGCCUUUGUU
Olea europaea var. sylvestris is the source of this 635-nucleotide messenger RNA. RefSeq names its product NADH dehydrogenase [ubiquinone] iron-sulfur protein 4, mitochondrial-like. The record is from RefSeq and is a predicted model, not a curated record. Lineage: Eukaryota; Viridiplantae; Streptophyta; Magnoliopsida; Lamiales; Oleaceae. Bases 128 to 547 code for a protein of 139 amino acids. Gene Ontology annotation, biological process: electron transport chain. The transcript is spliced from 4 exons.